AUGCCCAGAGGCGCGUCGCAGUGGGCAAUCGGCAUCCUCGAGCACGCCGCCGGCCAGCGAGAACACGACCAGGAGAGCACCCUAAAACACCUCAUCCAGUUCAGAAUUCCGAAGUCCUUAUGCACGCAAAUCACCACGACCAAGGCCAUCCAUCUACUUUCGAACCACCAUCACAACUGCCGAGAUCUUCAAUCGACUGUAUCCUCCUCUUUCAUAUCGCUGGAAUUCAAGGGCCGACAACUCGAACAAGACGCUCCGAACUUGACGCUGGAGGUCGAGAAGGAACUCGCUCACGGAGACGAUUCUUCCCUCGACGAUUUUACCGAGAAUUCGGGCAACUCAUCCGUUGAGUCAGCGGCUCGAAUCGCGUUUCUCUAA
Messenger RNA from Puccinia triticina, 378 nucleotides. RefSeq lists its product as uncharacterized. The transcript is spliced from 4 exons. NCBI's taxonomy places the organism in Eukaryota, Fungi, Basidiomycota, Pucciniomycetes, Pucciniales, Pucciniaceae. The record is from RefSeq and is a predicted model, not a curated record. The coding region runs from base 1 to 378 and encodes 125 amino acids.